Belonocnema kinseyi is the source of this 591-nucleotide messenger RNA. RefSeq lists its product as uncharacterized. NCBI's taxonomy places the organism in Eukaryota, Metazoa, Arthropoda, Insecta, Hymenoptera, Cynipidae. The transcript has a single exon. The record is from RefSeq and is a predicted model, not a curated record. The coding region runs from base 1 to 591 and encodes 196 amino acids.
AUGAGGGUAACUGAAACUCUGAAGAAAAAUAAACGCAAAAUCCUAGCCGACUUCAUAGUUGCGCCGAGAACACGACCAAAUACAAAGGUUUGCGAUACGCAGGACUUAACCCUCGUCUCCUACGCUCGAAAAUACGAGAAGUCAAAUAAAAUUGUCCUCGUAGUUUCCGGUUUCAUGCGUACCGAGGAAAAAACGGAUGAGAAGCCGAAUAUUGUUAGGCAUUAUAACACAACAAAAGGAGGAACGGGCAAUUUCGACAAGUUUUGUCAUUCCUGUACUGUGGCUGGGAAGACCUGCAGGUGGCCGGCAAAGUAUUUUUGCGGUAUAUUGGAUCAGACAAUUGUCAACGCGAGAAUUUUCGUUAAAUUCAAACUGAAAAAUGACGGAAACGAUGCCAAGGUCAUGGCGAUCGACUGCCUGGAAAAUUUAUAUGCCCAUCUUGUAACAUCGUACUUGGAACAGGGAUAUGCGGUGGGUACGCUCCGGAAGAAUGUUAGACUUGGCAUGGCAGGAAUUAAAAAAAAAGAUAUUGGGGCUGAAAGAGCUUUAGUACGCAUCAAUGUACCUUCUGCAAUGCGCUGCGUACUUUGA